Messenger RNA from Acipenser ruthenus (sterlet), 1012 nucleotides. RefSeq names its product putative nuclease HARBI1. The transcript is spliced from 4 exons. Bases 1 to 621 code for a protein of 206 amino acids. The record is from RefSeq and is a predicted model, not a curated record. Lineage: Eukaryota; Metazoa; Chordata; Actinopteri; Acipenseriformes; Acipenseridae.
AUGGCUGAGUUCGAAGUUUUAUAUAAUUUGUUGGAUCUUGACAUAGAACAAAGAUACCAGCAAGAGCAAACAAAGAGAGAUUUCUUUAAUAUUGCUGGUUUCCCAAAGGUAUUGGGUGCGAUAGAUUGUACUCAUGUCCAAAUACGAUCCUGUCACGACUCUUUCAUCCUUUCUCAGUCAUCGAUCGCACGGUACAUUGAAGGACAUGACAUGUAUGAUAGCUUACUGAUAGGUGACAAUGGAUACAGUCUGAAGAAAUGGCUGAUGACACCAGUUCUUAGUCCACAAACAGCAGGUGAAAAUGCAUAUAAUGAAGCACACAGAAGAACUCGCAGUGCAAUUGAAAGCACAUUUGGAAUGCUUAAAAUGCGCUUUAGGUGUUUGGACAGGAGUGGUGGUGCAUUGCAAUACAGUGUGAAGAAGGUUGCAGAAAUAUUUGUUGCAUGUUGUGUACUACACAACAUAGCAACUACUCGUGGAUGCUUGUUAGACAUUAGUGAAACCAGGUUAAAUGCCAUAAAUCAACAGGAGGCUGACUUUGAUGAACCAGUAGCAGCGCCGGAAAGUGGCAGAAAUGUACGCAACAUUAUCAUUGCCGAGCACUUCACUGAAAAUGAAUAAUGCUUAACAAUUGAAAAUCAUCCAUCCAUUAUCAUUAACCGCUUACUCCUUUACAGUGUCGCGGUGAGCCAGAGCCUAACCCGGCAUACACAGGGCGCAUAGAGGGCAAUUUAGAGUGACCAAUCAACCUGGACAGCAUGUCUUUGGACUGUGGGAGGAAACUGGAGUACCCGGAGAAAACCACGUGAACACGGGGAGAACAUGCAAACUCCACACAGACAGUAUCCUGGGCUGGAUUUGAACCCAGGACCCUGGCGCUGUGAGGCAGCAGCACUAACCACUACGCCACCAUGCUGCCCCUCAAUUGAAAAUAAGAGUGGACGAUCACAAUCUGGAGAGGACGCAGCUGAUAAAUGAGAACCUAUGGGAUCAUGCUCUUCAUCUUGCGUAA